AUUCUUGCUUUGAAAGCUCCGUCCUUGAACAAUCACCGCAAAAUUUGUUUAGUUUUACAUUUGAUUUUCGCUGAUUUCAACUAGGAGUUGAACACAAUGGACUACAAUUCCCGCUGAUAUUGAUUGUUUAUGUGCGGAAAAUGAUUGUCUUGCCAAAUUCUGGUUUCUGCGCAACUCUAACUCGGCCACCUAUACAUUCAUGUAAGAAAAACCGAAGCACCGAUUCUGUCACUAUCUCAAGAUCAACGUCAUUCAAGAUUGAAGCUAAAAGACGCUGCGAGUGCUAUGAUAUGCACAAGGAGCUAGUCCCCUAUGCUGAUGCCUGGUCGUUGCAGAAGUCCAUUGUCGAGGAGAGAAAAACACUGGUUCAAAGAAAUGAAGAUUUUGUAGACAGCCUGAUUGUUUUGCAGCACCAUCCGGUUUAUACCUUGGGAGCUGCCGGUUCAGAAGAAUACUUGCGUUUUGAUCAAAAGAAUGCUCCUUUUGAUGUGUACAGAACGGAACGUGGUGGCGAAGUUACAUAUCAUGGGCCUGGCCAGAUAGUUAUGUACCCUAUUAUCAAUCUCCGUUACCAAAAGAUGGACCUUCAUUGGUACCUCAGGGCACUGGAAGAGGUGAUAAUUCGAGCUCUUUCUUCAUCGUUUUCUAUCAAAGCUUCACGGGUUGAAGGUUUGACUGGUGUUUGGGUUGGAGAUCAGAAGCUAGCUGCCAUUGGCAUUAAGGUUUCUCAAUGGAUCACAUUCCAUGGCCUAGCACUCAAUGUAAGCACUGAUUUAGCAGCUUUUCAACGGAUAGUGCCCUGUGGAAUACAGGAUCAUCGAGUUGGAAGCAUAAAGGAGCUGCAGAGUGGAGUUUCUUCCAAUUCAUGCAAUAAAAUUGAUGAUUCUCAACUAAUGGAUAUUGCUUACAAAUCACUACUCAACGAGUUUUGCGAACUUUUCCAAGUUGAUCUUUACUAUAAAUAACUCAAAUACUCAAUACAGUUAUUUGAAAGAUUAACUAUUUUCAGAUUGUUAGUUCUUGAUUUUGAAGUGUUCUUGAAUCUUUGUUA
This is a messenger RNA of Ipomoea nil (Japanese morning glory), 1051 nucleotides long. RefSeq names its product plastidial lipoyltransferase 2-like. The record is from RefSeq and is a predicted model, not a curated record. Gene Ontology annotation, molecular function: lipoyl(octanoyl) transferase activity. Gene Ontology annotation, cellular component: mitochondrion. The coding region runs from base 141 to 965 and encodes 274 amino acids. The transcript has 4 exons. Gene Ontology annotation, biological process: protein lipoylation. NCBI's taxonomy places the organism in Eukaryota, Viridiplantae, Streptophyta, Magnoliopsida, Solanales, Convolvulaceae.